Molecule: messenger RNA, 303 nt
Organism: Dictyostelium discoideum AX4
Lineage: Eukaryota; Evosea; Eumycetozoa; Dictyosteliales; Dictyosteliaceae
Exons: 1
Coding region: 1-303 (100 amino acids)
Source: RefSeq, a predicted model, not a curated record
AUGAAAAUGAUUGAUGAUGAAAACAGAAAACAAAAUGAAGUAAAAUUUUUAAAAGAAAAUAGGAAAAAUAAAGAAAGAAAAUCAAUACAACAAGAUAAUCAACUUAAUAGAAAUGUUUAUAAUUUCAAAAUUGGUGGAAACGUUGAAGGUUCUAAUAUUGUAAAUGGAAAUAUUAAUAAUUUUCCUAAAGAAAAAAAUUUCAGAGACAAUGGCGAAAUAGAGGAAAAAACAUCAUUAGAAAAUUUUGAAAAUCAAGUGAAUGAAAUAAAAAGAUUCAAAAAAAAGAUUUUUAAAUUAUUUUGA